Messenger RNA from Gasterosteus aculeatus aculeatus (three-spined stickleback), 3030 nucleotides. RefSeq names its product solute carrier family 35 member E1 (gene slc35e1). The record is from RefSeq and is a predicted model, not a curated record. NCBI's taxonomy places the organism in Eukaryota, Metazoa, Chordata, Actinopteri, Perciformes, Gasterosteidae.
AUGGCUGCGGCGGACCGGCCCCCUGUUAGGGAAGGGAUCCGGAUAGUUUUCCUGUGUGUGGGCUGGUACACGGUCAGCUCGGGGGGCAACAUCGUCAACAAAAUUAUCCUCAAUGGAUUUCCGUACCCGGUCACAGUCUCUCUGUUUCAUAUCAUUUCCAUCGUCGUUUUCCUCCCGCCGUUGUUGCGGGCAUGGGGAGUCCCCAAAUCAGAACUGCCCAGCAAGUACUACCAGUGGUACAUCCUGCCUUUAGCUUUCGGGAAAUACUUUGCAUCUGUGUCGGCUCACUUCAGCAUAUGGAAAGUACCGGUUUCGUACGCGCACACCGUGAAAGCCACAAUGCCAAUAUGGGUGGUGCUUUUAUCAAGGAUUAUCAUGAAGGAGAAGCAAACCACCAAGGUUUACGUAUCGCUCAUCCCCAUCAUUGGGGGAGUGCUGCUGGCCACGGCGACGGAGCUGUCCUUCGACGUGUCUGGACUCAUCAGUGCUCUGGCUGCCACGCUCUGCUUCUCUCUGCAGAACAUCUUCUCCAAGAAGGUGUUGCGCGACACGAGGAUCCACCACUUAAGGCUGCUCAACAUCCUGGGCUUUAAUGCUGUCAUCUUCAUGGUGCCCACCUGGGUUCUGGUGGAUCUCUCUGUGUUUCUGGUUAAUGGUGAUCUGGCCGACGUCUCAGAAUGGACGGGGACCUUUGUCCUUCUGCUCAUCAGCGGAUUUUGCAACUUCGCUCAGAACGUCAUCGCCUUCAGCGUGCUGAACAUCGUCAGCCCGCUCAGCUACGCCGUCGCCAACGCCACCAAGAGGAUCAUGGUCAUCAGCAUCUCGUUGCUGAUGCUGCGCAACCCGGUCACCCUCACCAACGUCAUGGGUAUGAUGACGGCCAUUGUCGGGGUCUUCCUCUACAACAAGGCCAAGUAUGACGCCAACAAGGAGAAGAAAAAGCUGCCAAGCUCCAAUCAGGACCUGGUGUCCUUUGACAACCCGGUGCUGGAGAAGCUCCAGGCCAACGGCUCAGUGCCUUUCCACCACGGCUCAGAGCAGCAGCACAACUGGAACAACGUGCUCACCGACCACUUCCAGUACAGCCGGCAGGCCUACACGUCAAAAUACAACAGCGACCACCAGUACGUGGUGUGAGGGAGGGGUCCGUCAUAGACAUGACUGUGUAGCCGCCACCCCCCCCCCCCCCCCCCCCUCCCAGCAGCGGGACACAGCCCGGCUCCCAACACCAGACUGAAGGCAAGCGCUGUUUGUUCUGGAUGGGGAGAACGAGGCGGCCGGCGGCGUGACCUCUCCCGCCCUCCUCCGUUUCUAAACUUCACUUCCUGACAGGUCUGCUGUGUGUCGUUGUUUAUUUAUUAGUUUGGUACCAUCUGUAUGUGAUUUGUUUGAGAGGAAACUACUUUAAUCACCUGGUUUCAGGACUUUUGGCCCAGUGUCCCAGCAGGUGGACUGGUAGCUGAUGAACGACCUUCCCUGAACUGUCUGAAUAAGUUUUGUUUUCACAACUAGCCAUACUUUUUGAUUUUGGGUUAUUUUAUUUUUUCACUUUCAGAAGAAAUGUUGUCAGCUGUAAUUAUUGGUGAAUGUUAACUUGCGCCAAAACAACAGUCCAACAUUUUUUUAAAUGAACAAACAUCAGCAGAAAACUGUAACAUGCUGGUUUGGGGCAUUUCGUAUUAAGGUACAUCAUUUUUCUACAUGAGCCACCGCUGUAAUGAUGUGAAGACGAAAAAUCAGUUUGAAUUGUUACGCAAUGCAUUCUUUAAACUCUUCAUGCAGGCGAGUCUGACGCUCAUCGGGCCUCAGUCUUCAGAUUUGGUGCGAUGACAUAAUAAUGAAUUAAGUAGGGCAUUUCCCUGAUGCUAGCUCCAUGGAUGGAAAUGUUACUCCACCACCAGGUAUUCAUGGUCUUCUGGUGAUAAAUCACUCAGUUGAUUUUUGUGGUUUUAAGCGUUUGAACUGAUUGUCUAACAUUAGUUGUUAUUUGUUUCCGCCUCACGGUGGAUUGUGACUCUUGUGACCUUCUGACUUUGUUCUUGCGUCCUGACCAGGUCAAAAUUCAUCACUUAAUUCCUGCACAAGGACAAUUCCCAUCAGCCUCAGCUGUACUCUGUGUUUAGCGUUAAUGUUAGCAUACUAGCAUGCUAUACUAACACGGUGAACAUGGUAAAUAUACAUGAUGAAUAUCAGCAUGUUAGCAUUGUCAUUUUGGGUAUGUUGGCAUGGCAACAGUAGCAUUUAGAUUGCACUCACUUUCCAAUGUCCCUCAAAAUUACAAGUGCCUAAACAAAAACGCUUAAAGAAAAAUAAUAAAAAAGAAAAACAUAUCUGCAAGAAACUACUGCUUGAAAACUGCAGAUGAGUGAACAUUCGGUCGUGGUCACAAAGUGUUUUAACCGCCAUCUUUUCGUCACGCCGCCUCCAUGUCUUUAAACAAAGAGGAACUCCCCAGAGUGAGACCAGUUCUGUCACCCAGAGUUGUCAAUGACCACACAUCUGUCCUUCACCCCAACAGAACAAUUCAUCUCACUGUUGGUUAUCAUGGAGCGCACUUUUAAAUUCACGAUUCAUAAAUCAUUAGAUUUAGCAAAACCAAGCCUUUUGGCAGGCGUACUGUAAGAAGUUUCGUGUUCCAUCUUUCUGAGGGAGUCUAACCAUGUAAAAAUAUAAGACGUUAACAUGUAUUAUUUUGCAUUUCUCAAAUUGAUUAUUGGUAUUUAUUGAUCUGCGAGGCCUCUCCGGCUGGGGGAGAUUUUCUCUUCCAUCAGACUGUUCAGCUUGAACCAAAGCUGCAUCGUCCCCUGUUUCUUUCUUUUAAACACAGGCCUGGUUUCAGUUUUCACAUCAUAAAACAACAAAAUGUGAAAAGCAUUGUGAUGUUCUGUUAAGUGACUUUAAGGGUGUGGCGUUUUACUCAAAAGCUUUCUUUCCUCGUGCUGGUGGCCGGCAGUUCAGAACACAUUGAAAAUGAGACAUUCAUGAAAUAACAGGUUUGCAUUUGCAAUUAAAGAUUCAACUGUAAUUGAA